CGGGACAGUUGCGGACAUUAUUUGACAUGACACCGAAACCGCGUGCGUAGUUGAGCAUCACGACUGGCGCGCUUUAUUAUCGCAUCAAGAAAUUGUGACAAAUUGGGUAGAAAUAUUCAUCCCAAACUGCCCUUCAUUGGCCCACAAGGUAUGCUUAGCAGAAGUAACGUUGGGUAUAGUAUUUCUCAGCAACAAAGAACGCAGAAUGUCGUACGGAGAUCAAGACAGCUCUAAGGUGUACGUGGGCAACUUGUCCUUUCAGACGCAGGAUGAGGACCUCCAGGGUAUCUUCGGCGAGUAUGGCUCAGUGACCGAAUGUAUCAUUAUCAUGGACAGAGAAACUGGUCGUAGUCGUGGCUUUGGUUUUGUGACAUUUGAGAAGCAAAAUGAGGCUCAGAAAGCUAUUGAUGGCCUAGAUGGUCAGGAGGUUGAUGGAAGAACCAUCAAGGUCAAUAUGGCUAGGCAGAGACGUGAUGGUGGUGGCGGCGGUGGCGGUGGCGGUGGCGGUGGUGGUUAUCGUCCCCGUGGUGGGCGUGGUGGAGGUGGAGCUGGUGGUGGCUACAGACAGGGAGGUUAUGGCGGCUACGGUGGUUAUUAGCUGACCGCAUCUCAGCGACAUCAAGAAAGAUGUGAUGAGCACAGACGGUACUUGCUUUGCACUCUCAUCUCUCGCACUCUUCAAAUGAGGAGUGUCGAAAGUGUACGGCCAGUGAUUUCUCAUUAAUAUCAAGGGAUUUUCCUUGUGCAGACUUAAUCUUUUCAUGCCCUUAGUCAGCAAACUCGUAUCCACCAAAAAAAGGAAGCGGAACUACAAAUUUCGCCUCCAGUUCUUGACUCUUAAAAAAACAAGUAGGAGAUUCUCGAAGACAAGAUGUGAUAUGAUUGUAAUAGUAGAAACCACUAAUCAGUGAAUGGUUGCCUGUGAGUUAUUUUCGUGUAGUUUUAAAACCAUCCUCUUAGAAUUGAUUGGUUUGUACUUUUUGUUUGAUCAGAACACCUGUGUAGGUGGGUUUUUUUUUAAUUUGUAGGCCGAGACACUCUUUGUUUGAUUAUAUGAGUAAUGGUACAACUUUUCUAUUUUCCCGUCAUUUUUUUUGCUUCCUACCUGCUUAAUCUCAUGUCAGCGUUUGUACUCGAAGUCCAUCACAAGUCGCAGUCGGCAGUAACGCGAUGAACAACGACAAGGGAAGGCUUUUGUAACGGUUCACUUGCAUAGCUAGUGACUUGACUCAAGGCUGACGGACUUAUGAUGGACUUCGACUACAACACUGUCUCGUGUCUCUUCUCUUGCAUAGAUGUUCUUGAAAUUCCAUUUGCAACUGACCUGAUUAAUUAAUGCUCAUACCAAAACUGAAUUGUUAUUAUUAUUUUUUUUUAUUAUUAUUAUUUUUUUUUUUUUGGUGACUGCAGAAAUUUUUUAUGACAAGUGUGAAUUUCUUAACUGUGUAUGGCCUUACUUUCUCUGUUGUGUAAAAAAAACAUCGGUUGUGUUAUGUCGAAGGUACAGUCCGUAGUUUCAUGGGUCUUGAAAGGUCAUAUACUGUGCAAGUGUUGGUUAAACAUGUAUUGUGUUUUGGAUACUGUCAUUUGAUUGGUCUAGGGAGGUUCAAGCAUCAUGUUCAUAAUGACUUUAUAUCGUAGUUGACGUCACUCAAAUACCACUUCCCAGCACUUGGCGUAUAGUGUUUGGUGUAGCAUAGCUGUUUGGAGGGUAUUUCUGCUCCACAGAUUCUCAAAAAAAAAAUUCAUUGCCAACAGCAGGAAGACUCGCAGAAAUCAAAGGUUACAUUGGGACGAUUCAAAUCAUUUCUUGUCGAGUCGGAUUAAGUCGAACUUUUUAUAUAGUUUGGAUUUCCUGUAAGCUGUACAUAAAGGUUUUAAUUAUUGCAGUCGGUGUCGUAGACUUCACUAAAAAUAUCUCUGAUAAGGAUACCUUACCACAGUAGAAAACGGUUCUCUUCUCACGCACGGUCUUCAUAUAAUAUUUAAUCGGUUUCAUGAAAAAUACCAUCGUUACUUUACUGUGUAUGAAAAAAAAAUUGGUACGGAUUCUGGCACUUUGAAAGUACGCUGUAGUUAUUCCCCCCGUCGUAUUUAGAUACAAUUUAGAUAAACUUUGUAAUUUGUGUUCAGAGGCAAGCUAAUAAACUGUUUCAGUUGAAACAUUUGAAGAUAACUGAA
This is a messenger RNA of Patiria miniata (bat star), 2181 nucleotides long. Its product is annotated as glycine-rich RNA-binding protein-like. The transcript has 5 exons. The coding region runs from base 206 to 598 and encodes 130 amino acids. NCBI's taxonomy places the organism in Eukaryota, Metazoa, Echinodermata, Asteroidea, Valvatida, Asterinidae. Gene Ontology annotation, molecular function: RNA binding. The record is from RefSeq and is a predicted model, not a curated record.